Molecule: messenger RNA, 620 nt
Organism: Myxocyprinus asiaticus (Chinese sucker)
Lineage: Eukaryota; Metazoa; Chordata; Actinopteri; Cypriniformes; Catostomidae
Product: somatostatin-2-like
Exons: 2
Coding region: 63-425 (120 amino acids)
Biological process (GO): regulation of cell migration
Cellular component (GO): extracellular region
Molecular function (GO): hormone activity
Source: RefSeq, a predicted model, not a curated record
CAGCUCCUCGGAACACUUCUCGGAAACAUUCAGUGUGUGGAACAAGAUUGGAGCAGUUUGAAAUGAGACUGUGCGAGCUUCAUUGUUAUUUGGCCCUGUUGGGUCUGUCUCUUGUGCUAUGUGACCGCGGUACUGACUCACAACUAGAACCGGACUUGGACUUCCGCCAUCGCAGACUUCUGCAGAGAGCACGUGCAACUGGGUUGGCUACACAGGACUGGACUAAGAAAGACAUAGAGGAGCUGCUUUCCCAGCUGUCCUUGCCUGAGAUAGGGGCUCAUGAGGAUGGUGUUUCUACGACAGGUGGGAACGAUGAUCUGCAUUUGGAGCUAGAGCGUUCUGCAGAGAACACGAACCAGCUCUACCCUCGAGAACGCAAAGCUGGAUGCAAAAACUUCUACUGGAAGGGCUUCACUUCCUGCUGAGGCCCCAAUUAUCCAAUCACAUUAAUCAAAGAUGCCAAGUAACUCCCUAUCAAAGCCUUAUUUUAACAUAACCACUGUGGUUACAUCGAGUUAAUUGGAUCUGUAAGUUGACUGGUCGAUUGUAAGCUAAUAAAGUAUUAAAUAAAGAAUACAAAUCAAAGGCCAUCUUUUGUGGUGGGUGAUGUAGUUGAAUAC